AUGAGUGCGGAAGGCGGCGACGACGACGACGACGACGAGUUCGACGAGGAUAGAAUGACGUCGCUCGACGAGAGAGCUUCAAAAGUGGAAGCUAAAAUCAAGAACAUUAGCGGGAGAGUGAUGCACGUCAACUCGACUUUGGAGUUGUUGAGGAGCGAACUCGACGAGCUGAAAAACGAGCUGAAACAGUUGGAGAAAGAAGAUGCGACGAACGAGCACGUGGCAAACGCGCGCUUGGUUUUUGAUGGCGCCGGUCCGGGUGGGCAACUCGGGGGAUUCGUCACGCCAGCCAAGCACAGUCGAUUCAUAAAGUAUUUACUCGGGUCGGCGGUAAACUUAGUGUCCCGUAAAACGGAAGAGAGAAUGCGAUUAAAGGAAGAAUACGUCAACUUCCGGGAAACGCAAACCAUCAGCUAUUUCCUCUUUCCGCUCGUGUUGUUUAUUUGGUACAACUCGAAACAUUCGGGGCAUUUCUUUCUCCAAAGCCAGAUAGCAGCUUCCAAGCACUCAGAAUUCGUGGAGACAGUAUUAACUGCUUCGUACCCCAUCGCGUUACAGGCAUAUUUCAGUUGGCUGUUGUAUUUUUACACCUCGCUCGGACUGCGCGAGAACAUCCUAAAAGCAAACGGAAGUAACAUUCGGCCUUGGUGGAUUCAGCAUCACUACUACUCCAUGGCAAUGGCGUUGUGCGUCUUAACCAUGGACGUCGAUUCCCCUUCAUGCGUUACGUUUAUUGGAAGAUUCCUUUUCUUCACGUUCUGCCAAGGUAUCGUCAUGUUUCUUCAGAAUCGAUACCAGCGCUUUCGCAUGUAUACGCGUGUCGCAAUUGGCAAAGCGUCGCCGAUGGACGUUUCGGCGACAGAAUCUGGAAGCAGAUUAAAGCUUCUGUGGCCGCUUUUGUUAACGUUACAGACGAUGCAGCUCGUGUUUGGAUGUCAAGUUUUGCUGAGGUGGUACAAAGAAUUCGCGCGCAACGGAAAAGGAUUGAGCGAAUGGCAAGCGUUGGUGGCUGGGUCGCUCUUCGUCUUGAUGGCACUUGGCAACUUCAACGCCACGGUGAUGACUUUCAUCCGGAAAAGAGAUUACGCCAUGACUGAAGCAAAGAGAAAAAACAAGAGGGCGUGA
Messenger RNA from Bathycoccus prasinos, 1125 nucleotides. RefSeq lists its product with no specific name. NCBI's taxonomy places the organism in Eukaryota, Viridiplantae, Chlorophyta, Mamiellophyceae, Mamiellales, Bathycoccaceae. The transcript has a single exon. Gene Ontology annotation, cellular component: membrane. The record is from RefSeq and is a predicted model, not a curated record. The coding region runs from base 1 to 1125 and encodes 374 amino acids.